Messenger RNA from Funneliformis geosporum, 2073 nucleotides. The record is from the annotation of a GenBank genome assembly. NCBI's taxonomy places the organism in Eukaryota, Fungi, Glomeromycota, Glomeromycetes, Glomerales, Glomeraceae.
AUGAGCCUUUCCGUGAAUUUCAAUAUUCAUUCUAAAGCACUUUUAUCAUCAUAUCAAGCUGUUCUUAAUGGCGACAAAGAUACCGAAUGGGUAGUUUAUGGGUAUGAUAAAGGAGGCAAUGAUUUGAAGGUUUUAGAAAAAGGAGCCGGAGGGCUUGAAGAAUUGGUAGAGGAGUUUAACGAUGGAAGAAUUCAAUACGCCUUUGUUCGAGUGAUAGAUCCCAAUACGGAAUUACCAAAGUUUGUUCUUAUAGGCUGGUGUGGUGAAGGUGUACCAGAAAUCAAAAAAGGACUGUUCAAUUCACAUUUUAAUGAAGUUUCAAAGUUCUUAAAGGGAUAUCACCUUCAAAUUAAUGCUAGAUCAGAGGCCGAUGUUGAUCCAGCAUAUAUAAUGAAACGUAUUAGUGAAAGUGGUGGCUCCAAAUACUCCAUUAACAUUAAUAAGGAACGAGCAAGGAAGGAAGAACCUAUUUUACCUGUUAAUUCCGUAUAUGAACGUGUGAAAAUUCCAGAUUUCUCUGCACAACGACAAUCUUCUCGUGAACAAAUUAAGCCUGUCAGUUCCGUGUAUCAACCGGUUCAACUCCCAAAACCCAAACCUCUAGGUAAAUUUUCAACUUGGACGGAACGUGCUGAGAAUUCAACAUCAUCUGGACCAUCUCCAGCAGAGUUAAAAGCACGUCGAGAACGUGAGCGUGCCGAGAAAGAGGAACGCGAAAGAAUAGAAAGUGAAGAGAAAGAAAGAAAGGAGCGAGAAGAAAAGGCAAGACAAUUGCGUGAAGAGAAAGAGAGAAAAGGGAGAAAAGAGAGUGAUGAGAAAGAGAGGAAAGUGCGUGAGGAGAAAGAGAGAAAAGAGAAUGAAGAGAAAGAGAGGAAACGGUUAGAGAAAGUAGAACGUGAGAGAAUAGACCGCGAAGAAAGAGAACGUUUAGAAGCAGAACGGUUAGAGGCAGAAAUGCAAAAACUAGAAAUUGAAGAGGCUGAACGUAGAGAGCAAGCCGAACAAGAGGAAAUGGACAGAAUUAAACAUGAAAAAAAAUUGCAAAUACAACGGGAAACGGAAGAAAGGUCAAGGAAAGCUAAAGAAGAUCAGGUAAUAAAGGAAAAGGAAAAAGAAGAAUGGGCGAGAAGGGACCUAGAGGAAAGAGAAGAAAGGAAGAGAUUAGAAUAUGAACGCGAACAAGAGUUAUAUCAACAGCAGGAAGCUGAACGGCUUCAACUUGAACAACUUGAACAAGAACAAAAGUUAUCUCAGACUGCCGAAGUUUUUGCCGAAUCGGCUGAUGGUAUAACAGCAGUUGUUCAAUUUGCUUAUGAUGCUACUGAGGAUAAUGAAAUAUCAUUAAGAGAAGGAGAGAUUAUUAGAGAUAUUAUUCAAUUAGAUGAAGGUUGGUGGCAAGGUGUGGGUGAAGAUGGAAGAACUGGACUUUUCCCAGCAAAUUAUGUUGAAAUCGUUGAGAGCGUUGCGUUCGAACAGCCUAUUGAAGAGGCACAAGAAGUUGAAGCUGAACCUGUACAACUAACCGUUGAUUCAUCACGGAGAAGUUAUAUUGCCAAAGCAUUGUUUGAUUAUGAUGCGGGUGAAGAAAAUGAAAUAUCAUUUCAAGAUGGAGCUAUUAUUACAGAUAUUGAAUUUGUUUCGGAUGAUUGGUGGCAGGGCAAAGCACCCGAUGGAAAAGUUGGUCUAUUCCCAGAACUUCAAGAAACUCCUGUUCCAUUAAAUCCUAUUUCUGAACUGGACUUACCUCAAUCUAGUAUGUCCGUAACUAGCGUAGUUUCUCAGGUUUCUACUGAAGUUCAAUCAAACCAACAUACACGGCAGGUUCAAAAUAACAAAGCUCGUUGUUUCAAAUGUCGGGCUAAAAUUCCCCUAGCCAAGCAAACCAUUAACAAAUGCCGAUGCGGUGAUUAUUAUUUUGAUUUUGAGUACGUUUUCUGUGAUAGCCAUAAAGUACCCGAUAAGCACGACUGCGAUUUUGACUUUGCUAAGAUGGGUAAAGACAUUUUGGCGAAGAACAAUCCAAAGUUGAACGACGUUCACAAAGGUGGACGUUCUUUCAACAGAAUUGACUGA